Messenger RNA from Penicillium pulvis, 1269 nucleotides. It is a transcript of the gene rpt3, whose product is annotated as proteasome regulatory particle base subunit RPT3. Gene Ontology annotation, molecular function: proteasome-activating activity; ATP binding; ATP hydrolysis activity. The record is from RefSeq and is a predicted model, not a curated record. Bases 1 to 1269 code for a protein of 422 amino acids. Gene Ontology annotation, biological process: proteasome-mediated ubiquitin-dependent protein catabolic process. NCBI's taxonomy places the organism in Eukaryota, Fungi, Ascomycota, Eurotiomycetes, Eurotiales, Aspergillaceae. Gene Ontology annotation, cellular component: proteasome regulatory particle, base subcomplex. The transcript is spliced from 6 exons.
AUGGGAGACGUGGCCGUGGAGAACCCGGCAAACAACGUCACGCCUCUUCCCAAGCCAAGUGCCUUGGAUGCCCUUGGGAACUUGGACUCCUUGGACGGAACAGGAGCCGAUGGAAACGAUGAAUAUGCCACCUUGAAACGGUUACAGAGACACCUAGAAUACAUUCAGCUGCAGGAGGAAUACAUCAAGGAUGAGCAGAGGAGCUUGAAGAGAGAGCUGGUUCGGGCACAGGAGGAGAUCAAGCGUAUACAAAGUGUCCCGCUGGUGAUUGGACAGUUCAUGGAAGCUAUCGAUCAAAAUACUGGUAUCGUGCAGAGCUCGACCGGGUCCAACUACGUUGUUCGCAUCCUCUCCACACUUGACCGUGAGAAGCUGAAGCCUUCAUCCUCGGUUGCCCUCCACCGACACUCCAACGCCCUGGUCGAUAUUCUCCCCCCGGAGGCCGACUCUUCGAUCGCGAUGCUAGGUGACAACGAGAAGCCAGAUGUGACUUACGCCGAUAUUGGUGGUAUGGACAUGCAGAAGCAAGAGAUUCGGGAAGCCGUCGAGCUGCCGUUGACACACUUCGAGCUCUACAAACAGAUUGGUAUUGACCCACCCCGUGGUGUCUUGCUCUACGGUCCCCCGGGUACCGGUAAAACCAUGCUGGUUAAGGCUGUGGCAAACAGCACAACCGCCAGCUUUAUCCGUGUGAACGGCUCAGAGUUCGUACAAAAGUAUCUUGGAGAGGGUCCUCGCAUGGUCCGUGAUGUGUUCCGGAUGGCGCGCGAGAAUUCUCCCGCCAUUAUCUUCAUUGAUGAGAUUGAUGCCAUCGCUACCAAGCGUUUCGAUGCCCAGACUGGCGCCGACCGUGAGGUUCAGCGUAUCCUGCUGGAGUUGCUGAACCAGAUGGACGGUUUCGAGCAGUCUAGCAACGUCAAGGUCAUCAUGGCCACCAACCGAGCCGACACCCUGGACCCCGCCCUGCUGCGUCCCGGUCGUCUAGACCGAAAGAUCGAGUUCCCGUCGCUGCGCGACCGACGUGAGCGUCGACUGAUCUUCAGUACCAUCGCGGCGAAGAUGUCCCUGUCUCCUGAGGUGGAUCUGGACUCUUUGAUUGUGCGCAACGAGCCUCUGUCUGGUGCUGUGAUUGCUGCUAUCAUGCAGGAGGCCGGUCUCCGGGCAGUGCGUAAGAACCGUUACAACAUCAUCCAGUCCGACCUGGAGGAUGCCUAUUCCGCCCAGGUGAAGAGUGGACAUGAUGACGACAGACUCGACUUCUACCGGUAA